Messenger RNA from Dentiscutata heterogama, 289 nucleotides. The record is from the annotation of a GenBank genome assembly. Lineage: Eukaryota; Fungi; Glomeromycota; Glomeromycetes; Diversisporales; Gigasporaceae.
AUGGUAAAAAUCAAAGAAAUCAAAAAGAGACAAAAUAACCUAAAUGCUUGUAAACUAGCUUUAACUGGAGGAACAAAGGGGCAAUUAUUAUGUUGUGAAGAUAAUAGUACUGCUUGUCUUGCUACCCCUCCCUCUUGUUCUUCAACUAAUAAAUUAUGGCAGUGCUGGGAUAUCAGAGGGUUUGAUCCUUGCAUUGCCAGAACAGAUGCUCCGGCAGUUUGUUCGCAUCAAGAUGGUAUAUAUUGUCUUAAAGGAAAAACAGACCUGCCAUAUAAUCAAAAUCUAGAAA